Messenger RNA from Gavia stellata (red-throated loon), 1269 nucleotides. It is a transcript of the gene NKX1-1, whose product is annotated as NK1 homeobox 1. Gene Ontology annotation, cellular component: nucleus. Gene Ontology annotation, biological process: regulation of transcription by RNA polymerase II; cell differentiation. Lineage: Eukaryota; Metazoa; Chordata; Aves; Gaviiformes; Gaviidae. The record is from RefSeq and is a predicted model, not a curated record. Gene Ontology annotation, molecular function: RNA polymerase II cis-regulatory region sequence-specific DNA binding; DNA-binding transcription factor activity, RNA polymerase II-specific.
AUGAAUGUGAGCAGAGACAAGGUCGGUGACAUCUCCAUCCCGGCAGCGGCAGCCGCGGCGGUGACAGCCCCCGCAGCCGGCAUCGGCGGGGAGUCCUGCGGCUUGCACGGGGAAGGCAUGGACAGCCAUGGGGAGCAGCGGCUCUCGGCCGGCGGCGAGCUGCCGCUCUACUCCUGCCCUGGAAACCGGGACAGGCCGGGGGACAACCAGAGCAACACCCCCGGACAAGAGGGGGCAGUGGCCGCGCUGCCCAUGGUGCACAGAACCACCUCCUUCUCCGUGCUCGACAUCCUGGACCCUAACAAAUUCAACAGCAAAAGGAGGCAGUGCGCGGUCUUGUACAAAUCGGGGGGGACCGACUUCACGCUGGGGGCGGAGGAUAAGCCCGAGGACUCAGGGACGGAGCUGGCCGAGCAAAAGGCUCUCGCCGAAGAUUUCGACGCGUGCAAGAAGUCCGCAGACCUGAUCAAGGACGGCGAGCUCUACAAGGCCGAGGAGUGCGACCUCGACUACAGCAGCCGGCCGAGCCGCAGCCCCGACAGCGAGCUGCCCGACGACGAGGAGCUGUGCAGCGAGGAGAGCAGCAGCAGCAGCAGCAGCAGCUCGGCGGCGCCCGGCGAGGCCGACCCGGGCCGCCUCCACGCCGAGGCGGCCGAGGCGGGCGGCAUCCCGCCGCCGCCGCCGCCCCCCCCGCCGCCGCCGCCGCCCCAGCAGCCGCCGGCGGCUCCCGGCGGGGCGCCGCAGAGCCAGCAGGCCAAGCCCAAGAGGAAGCGGACGGGCUCGGACUCCAAGUCGGGCAAGCCCCGGCGGGCGCGGACAGCCUUCACCUACGAGCAGCUGGUGGCGCUGGAGAACAAGUUCAAGUCCACGCGGUACCUGUCGGUCUGCGAGCGCCUCAACCUGGCGCUCUCCCUCAGCCUCACCGAGACGCAGGUGAAGAUCUGGUUCCAGAACCGCCGCACCAAGUGGAAGAAGCAGAACCCGGGGGCCGACACCAGCGCGCCCACCGGCGGCGGCGCCGGCGGCGGCGGGGCGGGCGGCGGGCUGGGCGGCGGGGCGCUGGCGGGGGGGCUCAGCCCCCUCAGCCACUCGCCGCCCAUGGGCAACCCGCUCUCCAUGCACGGGCCCGGCAGCUACGCCGGGCACCCCGCCGGCGGGCUGGUGUGCGCCGCCCAGCUGCCCUUCCUGCCCAGCCCCGCCGUCCUCUCGCCCUUCGUCCUGGGCUCGCAGACUUACGGCGCUCCGGCUUUCUACACCCCGCACCUAUAA